AUGAUGAAGAAGCCGGGCAGGGACGGCAGCACCGCUGUCGUGGUCGGCACCGUCACCGACGACGUUCGGAUCCAGGACGUGCCCAAGCUGAGAUUAUUUUUAUUUUAUUUUUCUCUCCCCAGGCCCUACGUUCGCUCCAAGGGCCCCAAAUUCGAGCGGGCCCGAGGCCGCCGGGCCAGCAGGGGCUACAAAAACUGAGCCCCAAAAAAACCCAAAAUUCCCCCAAAAUAAACGGGGGGGGAGGGGAGGAGCCGCCC
Sturnus vulgaris (Common starling) is the source of this 257-nucleotide messenger RNA. NCBI's taxonomy places the organism in Eukaryota, Metazoa, Chordata, Aves, Passeriformes, Sturnidae. The record is from RefSeq and is a predicted model, not a curated record.